Messenger RNA from Daldinia caldariorum, 2190 nucleotides. RefSeq lists its product as uncharacterized. The transcript is spliced from 5 exons. Lineage: Eukaryota; Fungi; Ascomycota; Sordariomycetes; Xylariales; Hypoxylaceae. The record is from RefSeq and is a predicted model, not a curated record. The coding region runs from base 1 to 2190 and encodes 729 amino acids.
AUGGCAGAUUCUCAUGACAGCAGCUCUACUACCGAUUUCAAAGUAGAGCUAACCAGCGCCCUUGAAGCUGUCCCGUUGAACAAUAUCGACUCACCUAAAAACCCCAAUCGUCUCGAAGACGCAAUCCAGAAAUGGCUAUCUAUUGAGCCUGACACUCCUUUACUCUAUGUACUUCAAGAUUCAUCUACCCCUGACGAUAUAUCUUUAAAUGGCUUGGCACCCGCCGACUUAACCCGUUUCUGCUGUUUACGAAGUCUCGAAUCUCAGUGUCACUUUUAUGUCUUCAUCAGCCAAGUGGAGAAGAGAGAGAUAGGCACAGAAAUUGAUACCAUGUACCGGGCAUUUGAAGAGAAGGAUGAAAGCGGGGAUGAAGAUACCUCUGCAGAAGUGGAGGAAGGCCCGGAUAUUGAUAUUAUAGAAUGGGCUGUACAGUUAGCCCUCGAUGUCGAUGGUAAUCGAAAGCUCCCUACUUUGGACAUAAAACCCGAAUCAAUUCUCCGAGAUGAUGUUCUUAGUGACCGCGAGCCCGAUGAGGAAGACGGUCUUCCUGAAGGCUAUGAUGAACCUGUUCACCCUGAUAUUAGCUCUAUUGAUGGUCCCCAAACUAGGACGACUACCUAUAUUCUCAACAAUUUCUUGCAAGCUAGUGAUAUCGAAUCCAUAUCCUAUAUCCUAGAAUCUUUCUCGUCGAGAUGCAAUAACCCGGCAAGCGACGACAUGCAUUUCGAAACGCUGUUUAACCUGUGCGACCAUUUCUUCUCCCGGUGGAAAGCGAAGAAGCAUCUUGGGGAACUCCUUGAAUCUACCAUUGCCAAGAUCCUUGAAGUCGCGGUUCUCUUCCGGGAUCGCGACCUUUUUGAACUGACUUGCAGUAAUAUCAACGGCCACCUGUCGCCUUAUUUCUUCUCCGUUAUACCUGUCAUAAUACCUAAAGAGCUACGAGAACUCGUCCCGGGCAUCCUAGACAAAAUGGUUGAACUAUGCUAUACUUCUACAUUCUAUGAGCAGGAUGGAGAAACUCUAGUUCUUAUUGCCUGUACCCAUCGGGAUUAUGGAUGGCUCUUAGACAAGCUGUGCCCUCUGGUCUCUAAAAGGCGCGAUGAUAUUGCCUUCGUAUUGUGGUUCAGUUGGCAACUACAUGUCAGUGUUUCCCAGGGUCGAUUGGAUAUGUCCGACUCUUUUGGGUUUGUGAAAGAGACCCUGAAGGAUCUGAUCGCACGAUUUGACGUUACUCGCCUUAUAAGUGAACAAGGAUUCCAACGUUGGCAACAACAAAGAGUACCUCAUAGAAGCCAUAUACCGCCCAGUGGGAACGCAACUCUACCGCCGCCGCCUCCUCCACCAGUUACUAGUAACACAUUACUUAAUUCGUGUCGACUUCUAUUAGACCUCGGAAUGGAAGCUGACUUGCGCGAGCUGGGGACGAAGUUGAUAGAACAAAGCGAAAGAAUUGAUUUGCUCGAAUUUUUCGACCUUUACGUCCCCUUUGUUGGCAGGUUUAUGGAUCUUCUAGCAAGUCGAUCGGUCUCGAUUUUGGAUCCCUUAUUCUCGGCAUUAAUACGGGCUGUCAUCCAGGCAUUCUGGACUCGAUACGUUGUCAUGGAAGAGCCCAUUCCCACUCAGAAUGAACGAAGACAGGCUUCUAAUGGAAGGCUUGUUAAGUCCUGCUGGGUUAAGCGAUUAGAGCAUGCUAGGCAUCUAUUUGCAACUCUCAACCAAAGGAGUCUGCUGCUGGUGUUGGGGAGAGAUUAUUACAACAUCACCGGAAACGCACCACCUUACUCCGAAAACCAGCAAGCAGAAGUGAUAAUAAUUGACCCCCCAAGUAGCACGCCGAUGCAAUCGUCAACGUAUAAUACGCCCAUAUCCCAGGUAGCACCGUCGUAUUCUGUCCCGAAAACUCCUGUUGCGGACCACUGUACCCAAACACAAAAAUUCCAGACAUAUCGCAGCCAAGAGCCACAAUAUAUAUUCGCUUCAGGGACAUGUUAUUCGCAAAUUUCUUCGUCUGCGACUCCUCUUGGAGCUCAGCAAACGCUAAUCCAGGCGGACAAGCUGCCGGCUGCUGUGCAUCCACAAGUCCCAUCCGCACGGGCUUCUUUAGCGGCAGUUUCUGAGGGGCCACCGUUGUUUGCUACUGGGUUGAAGCGCAAACAGCUCGAAGAUGGCGAAUUUACUACGAGCAAUUGA